UUGGCCGGGCGGGUCACAUGGGGCGGGGAGCUGCGGCCGCCACAGUAAACAUGGAGUCGAUCUUCCAUGAGCGGCAAGAAGGCUCAUUGUGUGCUCAGCAUUGUCUGAAUAAUUUGCUGCAGGGGGAAUAUUUUAGUCCUGUUGAAUUAUCCUCUAUUGCACAGCAGCUGGAUGAGGAAGAAAGGAUGAGAAUGGCAGAGGGAGGAGUAUCUAGUGAAGAAUACAGAACAUUUUUACAGCAGCCUUCUGUAAAUAUGGAUGACAGUGGAUUCUUCUCAAUUCAAGUUAUAAGCAAUGCCUUGAAAGUGUGGGGUUUAGAACUAAUCCUCUUCAACAGCCCAGAGUAUCAGAGACUUGGGAUCGACCCUAUAAAUGAAAAAUCAUUUAUUUGUAAUUAUAAGGAACACUGGUUUACAGUUCGAAAGUUAGGAAAACAGUGGUUUAACUUGAACUCUCUCUUGAUGGGUCCAGAACUAAUAUCAGAUACAUAUCUUGCACUUUUCUUGGCUCAAUUACAACAGGAAGGUUAUUCCAUAUUUGUAGUAAAAGGUGACCUGCCAGACUGUGAGGCUGAUCAGCUGCUGCAGAUGAUUCGGGUACAGCAGAUGCAGCGGCCAAAACUGAUUGGAGAAGAGGCAGCACAGUCAAGAGAUCACAGGCUAACCAGAAGUGAUGUGGACCAAGCAAUAGAAGUUAACCAUCCUUUUGAUGGAACGGGCAUGUUAGACGAAGAUGAAGAGAAUUUUCAGAGAGCCCUUGCUCUAAGUAGGCAGGAAAUUGAUAUGGAGGAUGAAGAAGCUGAUCUUCGCAGAGCCAUUCAGCUCAGCAUGCAAGGUAGCCGUCGCAGUGAGCUCUCAGGCUCAUUACCACAGAAUGUUCCUCAAUCGUCUCACAGCAGUCAGACAGACUCCCUUUCUUCAGAAGAACUGCGAAGGAGAAGACAAGCAUAUUUUGAAAAACAGCAACAGCAUCUACAGCAGCAAGAGCAGACCCCAAACCUACAGGACAAAGCAACUCUUAGCUCAAGCACUCCAGAACCUGGCACAGGAGGUGAUAUGAGUGAAGAAGACAUGCUACAAGCAGCCAUGAAUAUGUCUCUGGAGUCUGUCAGAAACCACUUGAAUUCAGAAGAGGAGAAAUAACAUCAUUUUUUCCCUCUUACUGUCAAAAUGCUAAGUCUCCAUUAAAAUUCUACUGUGUGAAUGUUGCACAAGCAGGGUUCAUUUCAGAGUUCUGGAAGCAGGAAUGAAAGAGGGGCUGCUGGAGGUCAGUUUAGAGAGGAUCUGCAAAUACAUAAAAAGAUUGCACUAAUGUAGAGAAUUGUAGCACUCCUAGUACAAAACAUCUACUCACAAGAGUAGUGGUGUUAAAGUUACUGGAACUAUUCAUGCAAAGUUAGACAAGUGUAGCAGAUGUAACUUAAACCUUUUAAAGUUUGCAUUAAAAAAGCAAGUUUAAAUUGUUGUGAAGAAUUCUAUAGAAGAUACAAAUGGUGCUGAACACAGCAUCAAAUUAUUUUCUUCAGUUCUAAUGGAAAAACAGAUACAAGUAAUAAGUUAUGCUCAUAAAUUCUUUUUAAUAGAUCACUCUAAAAUGGGGAGAAUAAUUAAAUUCCAUUCAUCUUAAAUAAUUUAUUUUGUGAUUGUUUAUUAUGGAUGACUUAACGUUAACUUUUUGAUCCUGCUGUCCACUUUUGAAAUGAUCCAUUCUGCAGGAGAAACAAUCGAUAAAUUUCAUACUUUUCAAUUCAAGACAAAAUUUUCAGUGUAUUGUUGACUGUAAUGUUACUCCUGAGUCUUUCAGUGAGUUCUGACUUUCUAACCAUUUUUGGUUUUACCUUCAGUUCCAAUUGUAAAAUUUUAGGUCCAUGUUUAACAUACUGUCUUUUAGCAGAUAACUUACCUUAUUUGGCUUGGGGUUUUAUUGUUCUUGUUUGUUUUUAAUUAUUGUUUUCUUAUGGUCUUUCUCAUUAAAGCCACUGUCUUUUUAUUACAAAAGCAGCAUAUACUGAAUUGGGUUGAACAGGUUUGCUUUUCUACCUCUUCCAGAGUCUUUUCCUCUUCAAGUUCAAUGCUUCAUUCUGGGCCUUUCAUUAUGAAAGAGCUGUAACUGAGUCUAGGAGAAAGUAGGAGGGGAUUUAGGUGCCAUAAAAUCAGUGCCACACACAUAAGGUGCAUUCCUGCAAUCUGAAAUGACCCCUGUGCAAAUAGCUCUUUUAAGAAUGAAUAUUUAUGCCUGUGUGGAUGUUCUUUCUGAAAUGCUUUCUAUGAGUGUCUGUCAGAAUGUUGCAGUUUUUUCAGGAAUGGCCUUUAUUCACGCACCUUACAGUUUUUUAUUAUAUUGUUUCUGAUCCUGAGAAAAAUUGGGAAACAAAGUAUGUGAGAUAGCUUAUGCUGUUGGUUGUAAGACAUUUGCUUUGAUAUCCAGGAUGAAUGUGUACCAGGGUGACCAAACCUAACUUUGAACUUCAGUGCAACAAAAGAGAGAUGUUUCAUUUUCCUAAAUGGUGCUUGAAAUACGAAUUCUGUUUACAUAUAAAUUAUAUGGAAAUAUGUUGUAGAUAAAGUAUAUAAGCUGUAGUCCAGUUAAAGCAUUAACAGUUACCACAGGCAUUCUAAGAAUCUUUCAAAGACAACCCAAAUUUCUUAAUCGAAAUAUUCUAAAGUUACAUCUUUUGCACAAUAGUAACAUUUAAUUAAAAUUAGUAGGAAAUGAAUGGUAGCUAGAUGGAAAUACACAUUCAGCAUCAAGUAGUACUGUACAUGAAAGGGCUCUUACCUCUCAGUAAAGAUUUGUUUACAGCAAUGGUUUCCUGAUAGCUUAGGAUAUUACAUUAUACAUAAUUGGGCUAAAUUCUGUUAUUCCUAUCGCUGUGCUGGAUUUUCACCAAUGUCACCAGAACUACUGGUAUGUGUUACACAAUAUGGAUUUUGACAUGGGACAGCACUACUUCUUAAAAAUUAUUUUUGUCUUUUUUACAUAAUCCUGUCAUGCACAGUAUAAUUACUUGCAAUGUCUCAAAUUAAUAUAGAUGAUUUUAAAAGUCCAUGUGUGCGUAUGCCAUUUUGAAAUGCUGUAUUUUACAGGGUGUGAUUUUCUGCUUUCAGUUUGAAAUUUCUAUGAAACUGAAAGCAAGAAAGGUGUCUAAAGCACUGAUUUUUUUUCUCUCAUCUGUCAAUUAACCACAGCUUAAUUUUCCUUUUUUUGGUUGUGCCAUAAACUAAUUCUGAAGUAAGACUCAUUUUUAUAAAUAGGUGUAGACUGGCAAUCUGAUGCCAGUACUUGGAACUCACAUCUUUUAUCUUUUCUUUUAAGAACAUAAUAAAAAUAUUAUUUCUAUAGCUCUAGUGGCCCUAUAUUAAAAACAAUCCAAAAAACAAACAACAUUCAGCCCCUUAAAUCUCACUGACUGUAACCCAGGCCAACUACAUUAUUUUAUUAGCACUAAAACAUGGAGAUUUGCUUUGAACUUUCAUGUCACAUCAUAAGUAAUUUCAUCACCCAAGUAUCUUAAUAUGGAAGGAAUGUAAAAUCUCAUUGCCUGAAAGGUGCAGCUGAGUCAGUGAUCACAGGGCCAACCCUUUCCCUUUCUGUGGAGAAACACUGUCACUCAACAAAUACCAGUUUGAUUUUUAGAGAAAUGUCAAGCUGAAUGAUGUAGGCAUAUCUAUCUAGUCAAGCAGUUACAAGAGAGCAAUUUAAGCUACAUCUGUUAAUUCAUGUAAUUCUGUUGCUGGGAAUGAUCUGCAAGAAACCAACCAUUAAUCCAUCCUAGUCCACCACUAAAUGUAAUGUUCCGAAGCACCACAGCUACACCUCUUUUAAACAGCUCCAGGGAGGGGACUCAACCACUUGCCUGGGCAGCCUGUUCCAAUGGUGGAUUGCCCUUUCAGGGAAGAAACACUUCCUGAUACCCAGCCUGAACCUCCCCUAAACAGGCCAUUUCCUUUCAUCUUGUCACUUGUUACCUGGGAGAUGAGGCUGACACCCACCACACUACAAUGUCCUUUCAGGACUUGUAGGGAGUGACAGGGUCUCUAUUUGAACUGUACCCAAGGCAAAGACUCAUGCUAAUUGCUGACAGUAUGUAUUUUAUAACCCAGGUCUCAAGUUCAAAAUGUCUGGACCUGCCAAGAAGUUGUCAAUAAAACACUGCUGUCAUUUUUUGGUGUGCAUUCUUUCAAUGAUAAACAGUUCUCAGUGUGGUUUAAGUGUGCUUCUAAUUUACUAAUUUAGAGAUACUGUGGUGUUAUCUACCCCAUCAAACUGAAGAGUUGGGUUUUUUCCCAUGUUACAGCUUUAGGCCAAAGUCCAUUGUAAGGGAGCAGUCAUUGACUUUUUUUUUUUUAAUUACAGAACUAUAUUUCAGGGAAUUUCAGACUUCAUUCAUUCAAUAGAUUGUUACUAUUUUCCGGUGAAUGGUCCAUGUGACAUAAAUUACUGUUUUCUGCCAGUAGAAAUCAAAGGAGCAGGGGCAGUGAGUGAUACAAUAAAUAUCUUCCAAAAUUACUUCUCUAAGUAUAAUUCUGCAAAAUGCUUUCAUGGUCUUACAGUGUGGGAAGGAAGAAGAGUUGUAAUGCAGUCAUGCUUGCAUGCAAUUCUUCUUAGGCACAGUAAGUGCAAACAUGAGCUGUUUAAAAGCUUACAUUUUUCUGUACCUGAAACUGAUAGGAUAUUGGCUUACUUUAACAUUUGGGCUUCCUCUGCCCUUCAACGAACUGCAGUAAAUUUAAGUGUAAUUUUCAGCUAAGGUACUAUUCCUACUUGUUGUACUUUAUUACUUGGCAGACUACUUGAAAACAAAUUUAAAUUUAUUAUGUGUUCUAAUGUUUGACUAUUACUUCUAUUACAAACUUACAGAAUGGUGGGGCAGGUUAAAAUGUUUACUGCAGGUGACUAGUAGACAAAUAUUAUCAUUUGCAAGCUGCUUUAUCUUAUUACAAAACUGACAGACUUAAAAAUGAAUAUGUUACAGUUCUAAAAUGUAAAAUUUUCUAGUAUUAAUUCAUUCAAAUAAAGAUGAAAACGUAAAAAUGGUGGCCUUUGUACUGAAAAAUACGGUAUAAGGAAAUAGGAUCAGAGAAGUAGAACUCAGACUUACAAAGAAGUAUUAUUUUGCAAUUUGCAUUACCAUUUACAUCACUUUUAGAAGGAACUGAAAUAAGAAUCCAAGGAAAAGAAAAACUGAUGUGGAAACUUCUUUAAAGGGCUUAGAUAGAAAAUUAUGUUGUUCACUUGGUAAGCCAUUACUACCUUGCAUAGAACAAAUUUAAGUCCUGGAAAAUCUUGAUAAUUAUUCAUAAAUCAUUACCAAAAAAAAGGAAAAUAUGUCCAACAUGUAAUAAAUACCUAUUCCAUACACACAAUCGCUUGUUCAAGUGAGAAUAAUAGUCAAUCCAUUCAAACUGUCUGGGUCCAAAUGUUUAGUUUUUCAUUUUAGAAUUGGUAGCUUUGUCUUCUAUCCAGGUUUUCAUCUUAAAAGCAUGAGCUCUUCUGCAAUAUUUUUUUUUUCAUUCACACAUUUUGCCUUAUUUGCAUUUCAGAGAUGGAGGGAACUGGAGUACUUAACCUGCCAUAGUCACCUCCUUCCCCAGUUACAGUUCUUCAAACAGUUAGUACAUGUGACUUUUCAGCUGCUUUCACCAAAUCAAAAUGUUUAUACAUUAUUUUCUGUGUUAAGAAAAAUAAUUAUACCUACACUUUUAAUCUGCCCCCCCCCCCCCAAUCCUUAGUACAGCCACUGUGUGAAUUCAGGAGGCACUUGUAAGAGUUUGAAAAAAGGGAUGUAAUAUUUAAAUGCCACUGUGCAAAAGCAAAAUGAAGAAAAAAUAAGAUAAAAAUCUUGAUCUAGUCUUUAAAGCAUGUCAGCUUUGAUAAAAUUUUAUUUUUUGCUACAUGAAACCCCUUGUGUGCAAAUCAGUGUAGAGUUAGGAUUUUGUAAGGGAAUUAUUUUUCAUCUCUUGCCUAAUAGUUGUGUAUUUUAGAAAUCAUUUCCAGUACGAUUUUUUUGUCAAGACUGUUUCAUAUCACAUCUUUGGCUCUGGAUUCCUGUAUAAUUUUGCCUAUUUUGUGUAUAUAAAGCAUAAAUACUGAAAAGAUUUAAAAAGGGAAAGCCGAAAUGCUUUGUCAUUGUUUUGACUGGAAAAUGGCAGCACUGUUUGAUAUUUUGAAAAUGCUCUCCAAAUAGGCAUGAAUAUAUAUGGUUGUAUUUGAUAUCACUUUUUAAAAUAAAUAUGAUUAUAGCUUCUAA
Catharus ustulatus (Swainson's thrush) is the source of this 6250-nucleotide messenger RNA. It is a transcript of the gene ATXN3, whose product is annotated as ataxin 3. Gene Ontology annotation, molecular function: cysteine-type deubiquitinase activity. Gene Ontology annotation, biological process: protein deubiquitination. NCBI's taxonomy places the organism in Eukaryota, Metazoa, Chordata, Aves, Passeriformes, Turdidae. The coding region runs from base 18 to 1142 and encodes 374 amino acids. Gene Ontology annotation, cellular component: nucleus. The transcript has 11 exons. The record is from RefSeq and is a predicted model, not a curated record.